Messenger RNA from Mesitornis unicolor (brown roatelo), 357 nucleotides. Its product is annotated as rho guanine nucleotide exchange factor 11-like. The transcript has 4 exons. The annotation marks the transcript as partial. The record is from RefSeq and is a predicted model, not a curated record. Lineage: Eukaryota; Metazoa; Chordata; Aves; Mesitornithiformes; Mesitornithidae.
AUGUCCCCUCUUGUCCUUCCAUUGGUCUCAGUGUCCCCUCGUGUCCCUCCAUUGGUGCCAACGUCACCUCGUGUCCCUCCAUUGAUGUCGAUGUCCCCUCUUGUCCCCCGUUUCUGCGAGGCCUACAGCCGCAACCCCGCGCUGGCGGUGGAGGAGCAGAUCGAGGGCGCGCGGCGCCGGGUCAGCCAACUGCAGCUGAAGAUCCUGCAGGAGAGCGGGGCCUCCGUGGAUUUGGGGCGGCUGAGCAGCGACUCCGGGUCGGUUUUCCGGGCGGCGGAAGGUCGCCUGUCGCUGGACUCACAGGACGGUGACAGUGGUUUGGAGUCGGGGCCGGAGCGGUUCCCGUCCGUCAGCGAG